AUGGAACAAGUCAGGGCAACAAGUAUUGUUAAGGUUCUAGGUACACAAGCAAGUCCAUUUGCAAAUAGAGUUUUAAUUGCUCUUAAUGUCAAGUCUGUGGAUUAUGAAUUUAUUCAAGAAGACAUGUCUAAUAAAAGUGAACUUCUUCUUAAAUCCAACCCUGUUCAUAAGAAAAUCCCAGUACUCAUUCAUGGUGACAACACUAUUUGUGAGUCCUUAGUCAUCGUCCAAUACAUCGAUGAGACGUGGACUAAUGGACCCUCGAUUCUUCCUUCUAACCCCCUUGAUCGUGCCAUCGCUAGGUUUUGGGUUGCCUACAUAGAUGACAAGUGGUUACCUUUGAUGUCUGACCUUGGAAAAGCACAAGGAGAAGAAGCAAAAUUAGAAGUACAAGAGAAAUUACAAGAAGCAUUGGUGCCUUUAGAAGAGGCAUUUGUUAAGUGUAGCAAAGGGAAAUCUUUUUUUGGUGGUGACAAUAUUGGUUACAUAGACAUUACUUUAGGGUGUAUUUUGGGUUGGAUAAAAGCAAUAAAAAUUAUGUUAGGAAUUGAAAUAUUUAAUGUAACAAAGACCCCUGGAUUGGUUAAUUGGGGUGAUAGGUUCUUGGAAGACAAAUUUGUUAAAGGUGCUAUGUUGGAGCCAGAGAAACUUGUUGAGAUACUAAAGCUACAUUUGGCCAAAAGAGAGGCUAAUAAUGCAAACUAA
Messenger RNA from Solanum tuberosum (potato), 705 nucleotides. RefSeq names its product glutathione S-transferase U17-like. The coding region runs from base 1 to 705 and encodes 234 amino acids. The transcript is spliced from 3 exons. NCBI's taxonomy places the organism in Eukaryota, Viridiplantae, Streptophyta, Magnoliopsida, Solanales, Solanaceae. Gene Ontology annotation, biological process: glutathione metabolic process. Gene Ontology annotation, cellular component: cytoplasm. The record is from RefSeq and is a predicted model, not a curated record. Gene Ontology annotation, molecular function: glutathione transferase activity.